Molecule: messenger RNA, 1062 nt
Organism: Aspergillus ochraceoroseus IBT 24754
Lineage: Eukaryota; Fungi; Ascomycota; Eurotiomycetes; Eurotiales; Aspergillaceae
Product: Rab family GTPase
Exons: 6
Coding region: 140-775 (211 amino acids)
Biological process (GO): exocytosis
Cellular component (GO): recycling endosome
Molecular function (GO): GTPase activity; GTP binding
Source: RefSeq, a predicted model, not a curated record
CCCCCCCCUUACUAAAAGUCCUCUACCCAAGUUUCCCACCAUUGUCAGGUUCCCUUAACCAGCCACGUCGAAUCUUCCUCCCUAAAAGCUUCAAAUCCUGCAUAUACUAGAGCUUUGUGAGCUCUCAUAAUCAUCCACCAUGGCUAACGACGAAUAUGAUUUUCUCUUCAAAGUUGUUCUUAUUGGAGACUCUGGCGUUGGAAAGUCCAACCUUUUGAGUCGAUUUACCCGCAACGAGUUCAACCUGGACUCCAAGUCCACCAUUGGCGUGGAGUUCGCAACCCGCUCCAUUCAGGUUGAUUCGAAGACAAUCAAGGCUCAAAUUUGGGAUACUGCUGGUCAGGAGCGUUACCGCGCUAUCACAUCCGCCUACUAUCGGGGUGCCGUCGGUGCUCUUCUUGUCUACGAUAUUAGCAAGCACCAGACUUACGACAAUGUCAACCGGUGGUUGAAGGAGCUCCGCGAUCAUGCCGAUUCCAACAUUGUUAUCAUGCUAGUCGGAAACAAGAGCGAUUUGAGACAUUUACGAGCUGUGCCAACAGAGGAGGCCAAGCAGUUUGCAAGCGAGAACAACUUGUCUUUCAUUGAGACCUCAGCUCUGGAUGCUAGCAACGUUGAGCUGGCUUUCCAGAACAUCCUCACAGAGAUCUACCGCAUUGUCUCCAGUAAGGCGCCGCUCGAGGGCGAACCCGGCCAGGCUGCGCUUGGCGACCGCCGCCAAGUGCUUGAAAUCACCAAGACACAGGAGACCGAGAGUAACAAGGGAUGUUGUUAAACUACAUAGACAGUGUUCCGGUUUGGGGCACGGCAUGCGAACCGCAACGAGUCUUAUAUUGUGAUAUGAUAAUUGAAUGGUCGUGACGUUUCUUUUUGUCGGUUAAUUGGCCUCUGCGGAGAUGAUACACAACAGGGGUAUUGUUGGGAACGGCAUACAAGGAUAUGGACAUUGUAUGGCGAUGUUUUGCUGGACGUUACAUUAUCCUAAACACAUUAUUUUGUCACCUUUCUUUUCAUUUCCCUCCCUCCGCUCCCUUUUUUCCCUUUUUUUUUUUCUUCUUCUUC